Molecule: messenger RNA, 4370 nt
Organism: Erpetoichthys calabaricus (reedfish)
Lineage: Eukaryota; Metazoa; Chordata; Cladistia; Polypteriformes; Polypteridae
Product: chitin synthase chs-2-like
Exons: 20
Coding region: 220-3894 (1224 amino acids)
Cellular component (GO): cell septum; cell periphery
Molecular function (GO): chitin synthase activity
Source: RefSeq, a predicted model, not a curated record
CUCUUUUGGAGCAUUUGAGCUGACAAUUCGUAACGCAUGUGAAGAACAACAGGAAAAGUGAUGAGGAAAAAAAAAUUUUAAAAAUCAGUGGUCAGAAGAGUCGGAGAUACUGAAGAUGAAAGCUGUUGAAAGGGCCCACCUAUCUACCUAUGCAGGAGGAAAGUGUGAAGUGAACUGAGAAGUGGCAGCAACAAGGAAAGUCACAGGGAAGAGGAGAAGAUGGAGACGGCGGAUGAAAGAAAGGAAAUGGAGGAUCUCAGAAAAAAGUGGGACCCUUUCCUCCUUAAGCCAGUCAUUGACGAAGAGGAGAAACCGACGACGUUCCUCCGCCUUUUUAACUAUGUGGUGUGCACGGUGGUCGGGCUGCUGGUUUUCGCCUUCGGUUUCUUCAGUAAGGCUUCGCUCCUGCUGAUGAUCACAGUGACCGACAGCGACUCCAGCACGGUGCUCAACAAGCCCUUCUGCAGGCUCAUCCUCGGCUGCAUGCUGCUUGUCCCCAACGUCCUGACAUUUGUGAAAAGUCUGUGGAAAGCCAUCUUCAAAACCUCGGAGAUGCCCUCCAGACCGGCCAUCGCUUUCGUGUGCCUGGUCGACGUGCUUGUCGCCGGUGGGACGGCGGUUCUCAUCGUGAUCGCCAUGCCUCACUUCGACAUUCUUAACAACACGAUGAUACUGAGUGGCGUCUGCAUUCUGCCCGCGGCUUUCCAAGUGGCCCAUCAGUUUCUGGGCUUUAAGCUGUGGACCUUCCUAGCCUCCCUGCUGUCCGUGUUCCUCAUUCUCACCGGUUAUAUUGCUUUCUUCGUUGACUGCUUUUUGCAAGGAAAGAAAACUGACAGCCAAAGCCCUGGCAUUAUGGUGUACGCGGGCAUUGCCAUUGCCUGCACUUUACUGGUUUCCCUGAACUGGUGGGAGAAUUUCACCGCAAUGCUGCCCAGCAAACACCUGAAAAGCAUUCAAGGAAGCCUCCAGAAGUCCAAAAACAUGACAUACCUGCUGUCGAGCUGCGUGCGCAUCGUAGUCACUGGCGCCGUGGUGGGCGGCUACACCUACGCCACAGAGGACGGUCUGUUCUUCACCAUGCCUUACAGACUGGACAUCACCCUCAGCCUGUUCGUCAUUCAAGUGGCUGCCUCAGCGCUCUGCCGGUGGUUUUCGGUAAUCGCCUCCAAAAUUCAUGCAUUCAGGCGCUGCUUUGCCUUCCCCAUGGUCCUUAUGAGCCUGGCGGUCUUGGCCUUCUUCAUCAUCAUCUUCAGCGAGCGCUACACUCAAUUCCAGCAGGACAUCGGCUGCUUCAACUGCUCCCUCAGCUUGUACUGCCAGCAGUCAUCGUCUUACAUCGGGCACGGCGUGAAGCAAGCGGGCGAGCUCUUCAGGGACAUCAGCAACAAUUUGUGCAACAAAACAGGCAUGGCAGACCAGCAGCAGGUAUCCCUGAUCCUGAUUGGGGUGUCGUCUUUGAGCUUCUGGGCAGGACUGGUACUCUCCACCAUAUACGUCUGGUUUACCAAGUUCCAGAGGAUCGAGAGGACGUCAAAGCUGUUUGUGAGACGUCUGUACGAGGCGGCGUUCAUCGACCAGUCCAUGCUGCUGAACGUGCGGCUUUGCCAGACACAACCAGAGGAGACCUCGUCUACCAGUGAAAGCAGGGAGCACGUCGUGAUCUACCUGUGCGCCACCAUGUGGCACGAGACCUACGAUGAAAUGCUGAAGAUUCUCACCUCCUUGUUCAGGCUUGACAAAUAUCAGCCGAAGCAACAGUCGAGGCGCAACCAGAUGAGUAUCGAGGCCCACAUUUUCUUUGAUGACGCAUUUGAGAGAAGAGAGCGGAAACUGAACAAAUACGCAGUCAACCUGGUGGAAGUCAUUCAAGAAGUGUACCGAAUUUUCAUGGAGGAGGAGAGCUCCAUCUUCAGUCAAGACUACGAAAUGCAAAGGCAGAAGAUGGUGAGGACGCCUUACGGGGGUCGCCUGUGCUACUCGCUGCCCAAGGGUAACAACCUCUACGUCCACUUUAAGGACACCAGCAAGAUCCGGCAGAAGAAGCGCUGGUCGCAGAUCAUGUACAUGUAUUACCUCCUCGGGUGGAAGCUCACCAAGAAGUACUUUGACAAUAAAGACAACGGCGACCUCAAAACCUUGGAGGAGCGACUGCAGAAAGAAAAACACAACACCUACGUCCUGGCCUUGGAUGGGGACACGGACUUCCAGCCAUCUGCCCUGAUGCUGUUGGUCGAUCGUCUUCGGAUGUACCCGCAAGUGGGCGCCGCAUGUGGACGGAUUCACCCGACAGGGAUGGGGCCCAUGGUGUGGUACCAGAAGUUUGAGUACGCAGUCGGCCACUGGCUUCAGAAGACGGCCGAACACGUCUUUGGAUGUGUGCUCUGCAGUCCCGGCUGCUUCAGUCUGUUCAGGGGGUCGGCGCUCAUGGACGACAACGUGAUCAGGCGCUACACCACCAAGGCCACCGAGGCGGCCCACUACGUGCAGUACGAUCAGGGUGAGGACCGCUGGCUGUGCACCCUGCUGCUGCAGCAAGGCUGGCGAGUGGAGUACAACGCCGCCUCGGACGCCUACACCAACUCCCCCCAGGAGUUUAAAGAGUUCUACAACCAGAGACGCCGCUGGGGGCCUUCGACGCUGGCCAACACCCUGGACAUUCUGAACACGGGCACGCAAAUCGCCAGGAGGAACCCGUCCAUAUCGAGGCCAUACAUCGUCUACCAGAUCAUUUCAGUGGUUUCGUCCAUCCUGUCACCAGCCACCGUCUGCCUGAUGAUCGCAGGCGCUUUUCGGUUCGUGUUUAAGGUGGACCCAAACGGAUCCCUUUGCUUAGCUCUGCUCCCGGCUUUGGUGUACAUCAUCAUUUGCUACAACAUGAAAGCUGAGAUCCAAAUAAUGGUGGCCGGCUUCCUAAGCGUCCUCUACGCAUUUCUAAUGAUGGCCACAAUCAUCUCCAUCAUCGGAGACAUAAUAAGUGAGCAGACAUUUUUGACUCCCACUGGCAUCUUUUUAUUUUCUUUGACUACCAUAUACACGGUGACGGCCCUGCUGCAUCCACAGGAGUUUUACAUUCUACUCUAUGGACUUCUCUAUAUCAUCACCGUCCCGAGUGCUUACCUGCUGCUGACCAUUUACUCCAUGGUGAACAUGAACAACGUCUCGUGGGGGACCAGAGAAAAACAAACUCCCGAAACGAGCAAAAGGCGCAGCACAUCCAAAGGGAAAGAACAACACAAAAGAAAGUGGAGCUUCUCCUGCUGCAACUUGGGAUUUCAUGUUAGCAAAAAGUCGAAAGAGAUGGCAGACGAUACAGAGACUGAGCAGCUAAUCGAAGUUAAAGGCGCUGAGCCAGCAGAAGACCUCAUGGAAAUGACAGACGAUGAAGAAUGCUGGAAGCGUCAGCUGCAGAGCUGCUCUGAUCGCGUCGAGUUUGACGAAGUGCCCCUCGACGAGGAUGAGAUGCUCUUCUGGAAGGGCCUGAUCAAGCAGUACCUGUUUCCCAUUACGGAGGAUGAGAAGACCAAAGAGAACAUCAUGAAGGACUUGCGAUCCCUCAGAAAUAAGACCAACUUUGUUUACUUCAUCAUCAACUCUCUGUGGAUUGUGGCCACGUUCUUUCUACAACUGAUUGGAAAUACGGUUGACAUCGAAAUCCCAAAGAUCUACUUCAACGGAACUAGAGCUGCAGAUGCCAUCUCGGUGGACCCCAUUGGAUUCAUGUUCCUCCUGUCUUUCGCCGGACUCCUGAUCGCCCAGUUUAUGGCCAUGGCUUACCACAGGCUGUACACAUUUAUUCACCUCAUAGCGUUUAUCGGAACUGAAUCAUCUGGCCCUAAAGAAGAACACAAAUUGUCGAAAAUCAACUUUUAUGACCCCGACAAGCUUGAUUUUUAGAGACCCCAAUGCCAGGACCUCCCGUCUGUCGCUCCUCACACCUGCAGGUCUCUGAUUCUCUGCUCACGCCUGACAGCAGCAACCCAAGAAAACUCAAGAGAUGACCUGAAAGUAUUUAAAAUGACUAAAAACUUGAUGAGCGUUGUAUUAAUUUAACCCAAAAAUGACCCCCCAAAAAAUAAGGAGAAACAUGAAUUGAGAGAUGAGAGAAUCCUGAAGAAGAAAUGCGUGCCAAAGUCACAAAGGGUGCACAUCACGUGAAGGACAUGUGGCUGGCCAGUCGUGGGGCCAGGGGGUCAUCACUUGGUGGAACGCAGCAGGCAGCCAGAGAGCAAAAGACAAUGAAGAAGAAGAAGAAUCAGCGCCUCCGUGAGUUUCUGGUGUGUGACGAUUGAGUUUUUACUGUAUAUAUGGAAGCACAUUUGUAGAUGUUUGUGUAUGAACUACUGUAUUUAUUAAAGAGUCUCUGAAGUUGA